GAAGAUCCAGUUCUUCAGCGCAACUUCAAAGGACACAAAGAUGCUGUCACAUGUAUUGACUUUAGUCCAGACAACAAACAACUUGCUUAACGAACAUGUGUCUGCUGCAGGAACACACUAUUUCGCUUGUGCGGUGGCAGGGGGGUUUUCCAAUCACUUUUGUCCACAUAGUGUAUAUACCCAACAUGCUAUCAGGUAGAUGCAACAGCAUCAGAUCAUGUGAAUGGAAAUUGUCCAGUGUCAUCUGCAGCAGAUACAUUCGUCAUGGUCUGGAACUUCAAGCCUCAGUCCCGAACUUUCCGGUUUAUAGGACACAAAGAGGCAGUGACCAGUGUUCAGUUUUCUCCUAUCGGACACCUGGUGGCAUCAGCUGCUAAAGACAGAACAGUUAGACUCUGGACCCCUAGCAUCAAAGCGGAAUCAACCAUAUUUAAGGCCCACACAGCUUGUGUACGCAGUGUUGACUUCUCAAGUGAUGGUGAGUGCAUUAUUACUGCAUCUGAUGACAAGUCAAUCAAAGCAUGGAAUGUUCAUCAUCAGCGUUUCCUGUUUUCCCUCACUCAGCAUACAAACUGGGUGCGAUGUGCAAAAUUUUCCCCAGAUGGAAGACUAAUCACCUCAUGCAGCGAUGAUAAGACUGUACGAAUCUGGGACACAACAAACAGAAUUUGCAUUAACACCUUCAUGGAUUACAAAGGACAUUCCAGUUAUGUGGACUUUAAUCCAUCAGGAACCUGUGUUGCUUCCGCAGGUGCAGACAGUACAGUAAAAGUCUGGGAUAUCCGAAUGAAUAAAUUACUACAACAUUAUCAAGUUCAUAGUGCAGGAGUCAACUGUUUAUCAUUCCACCCAUCUGGAAACUACCUCCUUUCUGCCUCUAACGACAGUACCGUGAAGAUACUGGACCUGGUGGAAGGAAGACUUCUUUAUACACUUCAUGGACAGCAGGGUCCUGUUCUAUGCGUGACUUUCUCAAGAGAUGGAGAACAGUUUGCGUCUGGGGGAACAGAUGCACAGGUUUUAGUCUGGAAGACAAAUUUUGGCAGAUUUGAUAAUACAGAUGUUGUGAAAAUGCAACAAAAGAGGCUCUGUCCUGAAGUCCCACCUCACCUAAAUGAUAUAUAUCCCAGGUCUUCUCACCUCCACACCAGCGCUGGCCAGUCUAUUGAGAUUAACCCUAUGUUUGAAGUAGCAGAUACACAAACCUUUAACCCUCCCAUUAUUGAUGUAAGGAACAACUUUACUUCCAGCGAACAGACAAGACCAUUGCAUAAUGGCAGCAAGGAUCCCAAAAGAAAUGGCAGUAUGCCUAAUACCUCUUCACCGCCACUAUCUACUAGCUGGAAGAGACGAGGACACAAAGAACAGAAUCUGGUAGAUGAACAAGCAAUUCCCCAUUCAUCAGUAAGCAGCACCUUGGAGCACAUUGUGGAUCAGCUAUCUGUCUUGACACAGACUGUUUCAAUCUUGGAGCAUCGAUUGACACUAACAGAAGACAAAUUGAAAGAGUGCCUUGAAAAUCAGCAAAAAAUUGUAUCUCACAUUACUGAACCAGAAUGACCUGGAACAAAUGUGUGAUUCUGGUGUCAACAGACCCUAAACUAUGGAUACCAUAUUUAAAGUAGUGUUUUGUUAGGUAUAGCUUUAAAUUAUAAUUAAAAAAGCAUAUUAUCAGCUAGGGAAUUUUGUUAUUUCAAAUGAAACAAUCUGAUGAGCUCUAUAUUGGACACCCAUUUGUAAUCUACAAAGAUACCUCACCUUAAUGAUAAAAUAUUUUGUCUGCAGAGUAGAACUUCUUGUUGCUUUUUUCUUAUUACUAUUUAGUGUUUAUAUAAGGAUACAUUGUUUUGCACUUUUUACUGUUACUGGAUAAUUGGAUAUGUAUUACUGUAAUAAAGUAAACCAACAUUACACUAAUAUGCCUGACAUUAUCCAUCAACAAA
Molecule: messenger RNA, 1943 nt
Organism: Pseudophryne corroboree (corroboree frog)
Lineage: Eukaryota; Metazoa; Chordata; Amphibia; Anura; Myobatrachidae
Gene: POC1B
Product: POC1 centriolar protein B
Exons: 12
Coding region: 265-1560 (431 amino acids)
Biological process (GO): cilium assembly
Cellular component (GO): centriole; ciliary basal body
Molecular function (GO): protein binding
Source: RefSeq, a predicted model, not a curated record